Fomitopsis serialis is the source of this 563-nucleotide messenger RNA. RefSeq lists its product as uncharacterized. Lineage: Eukaryota; Fungi; Basidiomycota; Agaricomycetes; Polyporales; Fomitopsidaceae. The transcript has a single exon. The annotation marks the transcript as partial. The record is from RefSeq and is a predicted model, not a curated record.
UAUUCCUCCAUGUAAUGACCAUCCAUCCUGUGCGCAGUACAUCCUAUCGCUGCCACUCAAACCAACUCCGUCCCCCUGCCCUCCGUCCCGAAGUCUUCGGCGUCCGACUCCCACCCGCAAACGACUGCCUCACCUCCGUCGACUUCGACCUCGUCCCGAACAAGCCCCCGCCCGGCGUCAAGCUAUAUGAUGAGGAGGUCGAGGAGGUCGAGGAGUCCGAAGAAGAGGACGAAGACAUGGAGCCCGCUGCCAUCCCCGCGACGUCGCGCGCGGUCCCCCCACCAUCCGCUCAGGCGCAACCGCACAGCAGGCGGGCCCCAAUAGGUGCGCUACACACGCCGUCGGACGUGGAUAUGAUGACGCCUGGCGGGCCCGCCCGGAGGAGGGAAGCGAGGCAGACGAGGAGGAUGGGUUGUUUGGCGGAGCUGGCGAAGAAGAGGAGAGCGGGGACGAGCCUAUGGAAGAGGUCCCUACCGCAACGCCGGCAGAGUCUGCGACCAAUGGGGUGAAGCGCAAACUGGUGGAAGAGGAGGACUAUGAUGAGUGCGUUGCUGUCCGUCGAG